Messenger RNA from Diatraea saccharalis (sugarcane borer), 1216 nucleotides. NCBI's taxonomy places the organism in Eukaryota, Metazoa, Arthropoda, Insecta, Lepidoptera, Crambidae. The record is from the annotation of a GenBank genome assembly.
GAAUUUUAUCCUCAAUCGCCUCUUCUCAAGGUAAUUGAACACGUCUGGGUAGAAUUCAAUAAGCGUUUACAAGAUUUUCCAAGUGAAUUUAACAAUAAAUAAUAAAGAUUCAUUAAAAAAAAAAAUCGUUGCAAAUUAUCUAACAGGAAAUAACUUCAAACGUCACCGAAAAUUUAGUUAUAUCUGUGUCUAAAUGAUUACAAGCUGUAGUUGAUGCAAAAGGAGGUUUUAUGAAAUAUUAGUCUCAAUAAUUUUGUUUUUUUUCUGAGACAUGUGAGAAGUGUACGACGACUUUUGUGACUUCAUAUUUUCUAUGAUCUCAAUAAAUAUAAUAUUUACUAUAUUUUUUAAAAUACACUUUCAUUAAUGUAAUCUAAAAAUACAUUCUCAAAACACUUAACUAAGUUGGGUGUACGAAGACUUUUGUUAGCGACUGUAUAUCUGUACCUUCUAGUUUAAGAGUAGGUUCAGUCAACAAUAAUCAAGUUGCCAAAUCUAUUAAAAUAUUUCUGCCUAAUAAUAAUAUUUUUAACGAUUAAUAACUAAAUAUACAAGUGUCCAAAAUGUUAUUCUGACAACUAUUCUAGGAUUUUAUUAUUCACUCGUUCAUGCGCCAUUCAAUUGGAUAAUUAACGCGGUGUUCAUUUUUUAAUGACAUUUUUUUCAGGAUAUUUAAUCACGGACAAAAGAAAAAACAGAUUAGAAGCCCAAAGAGUGGCGAAACGACGGAAAUAUGCUCAAAUAAAAUUAGAUCCUGAACUUUACGCAAGAGAAAAAGAAAGAACAAGGCAUCGUUACCUAAAGAAAAAAGAAAAGGGACUAGUAAAGCCAAUUGCUGAAACAUCACCAAGAGAUCAAAGAAUUAAAAGAAAAAAGUGGAGAGAGGCUGCGUGUAGAUACAGACAAAAGAAAAAAGAUGAAAAGAAAACUGUUAAAAUUCCAAUGCCAGUAAUGAUAAUUCCCACAGAUGAAGAUGUCUACAGAUGAACAACGGGUAUUAUAUUAAUAAGUGCGUUACAUAAAAAAUUGAUUAAAGUAAUUUAAUUUUAAAUAAAAUCAAAACAAACGAAAAGAAAAAUUUUAAUACACUUUUUAAUUAGCUCACUUAACCCGAAGGUUGUCGUCCGUGCUCGUCUUAAAGUUUUCUAUUGUGAUCCAUCAAACCGAUGACCAUGCGUAUGCACGGAUGGUAGUUUAUAAUCUAAAGUCACACAUA